Echinops telfairi (small Madagascar hedgehog) is the source of this 3492-nucleotide messenger RNA. It is a transcript of the gene ALK, whose product is annotated as ALK receptor tyrosine kinase. Lineage: Eukaryota; Metazoa; Chordata; Mammalia; Afrosoricida; Tenrecidae. The record is from RefSeq and is a predicted model, not a curated record. The coding region runs from base 1 to 3492 and encodes 1163 amino acids. The transcript has 28 exons. Gene Ontology annotation, cellular component: membrane; signaling receptor complex. Gene Ontology annotation, molecular function: protein binding; transmembrane receptor protein tyrosine kinase activity; ATP binding. Gene Ontology annotation, biological process: cell surface receptor protein tyrosine kinase signaling pathway; multicellular organism development; regulation of neuron differentiation.
AUGGGUCCCAGCUCCUUAGAGUCGCCAACAAGCCUGCCUCUGCCUCCUCCUGACUCAUUUGCAUGGAACCUGACCUGGGUCAUGAAAGAUUCCUUCCCGUUCCUGUCUCACCGUAGCAGAUAUGGUCUCGAAUGCAGCUUUGACUUUCCCUGCGAGCUGGAGUAUUCCCCUCCUCUGCACGACCCCAGGAACCACAGCUGGUCCUGGCGCCGCGUGCCCUCGGAGGAGGCCUCCCGGUUGGACCUUUUGAAUGGGCCUGAGGCAGAGCGCUCCAAGGAGAUGCCCAGAGGCUCCUUCCUCCUCCUCAACACCUCCGCGAACUCCAAGCACACCAUCCUCAGCCCCUGGAUGCGGAGCAGCAGCGAGCACUGCACGCUGGCCGUCUCAGUGCACAGGCACCUGCAGCCCUCCGGGAGGUACGUGGCCCAGCUGCUACCCCACAACGAGGCUGGACGAGAGAUCCUCCUGGUGCCCAGUCCGGGGAAGCAUGGCUGGACGGUGCUGCAGGGAAGAAUUGGGCGCCCAGAGAACCCAUUCCGCGUAGCCCUGGAAUACAUCUCAAGUGGGAACCGAAGCCUGUCUGCGGUGGACUUCUUUGCCCUAAAGAACUGCAGUGAAGGAACAUCCGCUGGCUCCAAGAUGGCCCUGCAGAGCUCCUUCACCUGCUGGAAUGGGACAGUCCUUCGGCUCGGCCAGGCCUGCGACUUCCACCAGGACUGUGCCCAGGGAGAGGAUGAGGGCCAGCUAUGCGGCAGACUUCCUGCUGGCUUCUACUGUGACUUCCAGGACGACUUCUGUGGCUGGACCCCAAGCACCCUGUCGCCCUACACACCCCAGUGGCAGAUCAGGACCCUAAAGGAUGCCGAGGGAUACCAAGGCCAAGCCCUGUCGCUGAGCACCACUGACGUGCCCACGCCCGCGAGUGCGACACUGACCAGCGCUACGUUCCCCGCGCCCAUGAAGAACUCUCCAUGUGAGCUCCGAAUGUCCUGGCUCAUCCGUGGAGUCCUGAAGGGGAACAUUUCCUUGGUGCUGGUGGAGAACAAAACAGGAAAGGAACAGAGCAGGCUGGUCUGGCAUGGUGCCGCCAACGAAGGCUUGGAUCUGUGGCAGUGCAUCCUGCUGCCUCUCCUCGACGUGUCUGACAGGUUCUGGCUGCAGAUUCUCGCGUGGUGGGGGAAAGGAACCAGAGCCACCGUGGCGUUUGACAAUAUCUCCAUCAGCCUUGACUGCUAUCUCACCAUCAGCGGGGAAGACAAGAAUGCAGCCCCCAAAUCAAGAAAUCUGUUUGAGAGAAACCCAAACAAGGAGCUGACCCCCUGGAGAAAUCCACCGAGGGAGACCCCCAUCUUUGACCCAACAGUUCACUGGCUGUUCACCACGUGUGGGGCCAGCGGGCCCCACGGCCCCACGCAGGCCCAAUGCAACAACGCCUACCGGCACUCCAACCUGAGCGUGGUGGUGGGGAGCCACGGCCCCCUGAAGGGCAUCCAGAUCUGGAAGGUGCCAGCCACCGACACCUACAGCAUCUCGGGCUACGGAGCCGCAGGCGGGAAAGGCGGGAAGAAUACCCGGAUGCGGUCCCACGGGGUGUCCGUGCUGGGCAUCUUCAACCUGGAGAAGGACGACAUGCUGUACAUCCUGGUCGGGCAGCAGGGGGAGGACGCCUGCCCCAGCACUAGCCAACUGAUCCAGAAAGUCUGUGUUGGCGAGAACAACGUGAUCGAAGAAGAACUCCGCGUGAACCGAAGCGUGCAUGAGUGGGCGGGCGGUGGCGGCGGCGGGGGCGGCGCCACAUACGUGUUUAAGAUGAAGGAUGGAGUGCCAGUGCCCCUGAUCAUUGCAGCCGGCGGUGGUGGCAGAGCCUACGGGGCCAAGACAGACACCUUCCAUGCAGAGAGGUUGGAGAAUAACUCCUCAGUGCUCGGGCUGAACGGCAAUUCCGGAGCCGCAGGUGGUGGAGGUGGCUGGAAUGAUAACACUUCCCAGCUCUGGUCUGGAAAAUCUUUGCUGGAGGGUGCUACCGGAGGACAUUCCUGCCCCCAGGCCAUGAAGAAGUGGGGGUGGGAGACAAGAGGGGGUUUCGGAGGGGGUGGAGGGGGGUGCUCCUCAGGUGGAGGAGGCGGAGGAUAUAUAGGGGGCAACGCAGCCUUGAACAAUGACCCCGAAAUGGACGGGGAGGAUGGGGUUUCCUUCAUCAGUCCUCUGGGCGUCCUGUACACCCCGGCUUUAAAAGUGAUGGAGGGCCACGGGGAAGUGAAUAUUAAACAUUACCUCAACUGCAGCCACUGCGAGAUAGAUGAGUGCCACCUGGACCCUGAGAGCCACAAGGUCAUCUGCUUCUGUGACCACGGGACCGUGCUGGCCGAGGAUGGGGUCUCUUGCAUUGUGUCGCCCACCCCAGAGCCCCACCUGCCGCUCUCGCUGAUCCUCUCUGUCGUGACCUCUGCCCUGGUGGCGGCCCUUGUCCUGGCUUUUUCCGGCAUCAUGAUCGUGUACCGCCGGAAGCACCAGGAGCUGCAGGCCAUGCAGAUGGAGCUGCAGAGCCCUGAGUACAAGCUGAGCAAGCUGCGCACCUCCACCAUCAUGACCGACUACAACCCCAACUACUGCUUCGCCGGCAAGACCUCCUCCAUCAGCGACCUGAAGGAGGUGCCCCGCAAAAACAUCACCCUCAUUCGGGGUCUGGGCCAUGGUGCCUUUGGGGAAGUGUACGAAGGCCAAGUGUCAGGAAUGCCCAAUGACCCGGGCCCCCUGCAAGUGGCGGUCAAGACGCUGCCAGAGGUGUGCUCAGAACAGGACGAGCUGGACUUCCUCAUGGAGGCUCUGAUCAUCAGCAAAUUCAACCACCAGAACAUUGUGCGCUGUAUCGGGGUAAGCCUGCAGGCCCUGCCCCGAUUCAUCCUGCUGGAGCUCAUGGCUGGAGGGGACCUGAAGUCCUUCCUUCGAGAGACCCGCCCUCGCCCGAAUCAGCCCUCCUCCCUGGCCAUGCUGGACCUGCUGCACGUGGCCCGGGACAUUGCCUGCGGCUGUCAGUAUUUAGAGGAAAACCACUUCAUCCACCGGGACAUUGCUGCCAGAAACUGCCUUUUGACCUGUCCAGGUGCUGGGAGAGUGGCCAAGAUUGGAGAUUUUGGGAUGGCCCGAGACAUCUACAGAGCGAGCUACUACAGAAAGGGCGGGUGUGCCAUGCUGCCAGUUAAGUGGAUGCCCCCAGAGGCCUUCAUGGAAGGAAUAUUUACUUCUAAAACAGACACAUGGUCCUUUGGUGUGCUGCUAUGGGAAAUCUUUUCCCUGGGAUACAUGCCAUACCCUAGCAAAAGCAACCAGGAAGUUCUGGAGUUCGUGACCAGCGGAGGGCGCAUGGACCCACCGAAGAACUGCCCGGGGCCUGUGUACCGGAUAAUGACCCAGUGCUGGCAGCAUCAGCCUGAAGACAGGCCCAACUUCGCCAUCAUUUUGGAGAGGAUCGAAUACUGCACCCAGGUAUAA